UCUGACUUUCUAAACGGUUGAUGUCUCAUCAUCUCUGCGCAUCGCGACGGAACUGCAACUUUUAUCCACUGGUCUGCAUCCACCUUGAGAAGGCUGCUGUAGCCUUCCUAGACCGAACCUCGGAUUUAGAAAAAUGGAGUUUGCCAUGGUGGGUGCGGACGGCGGGUGCAACAGUCACCUGCCGUACGGAUAUGCCCAAGCUCGCGCGCGGGAGAGGGAGCGCGAGAGAGAGCGCCAGGUCGCUCAGACCAGAGCGGCGGCUGUGGCUGCAUCGAGCGAAGGAGGCUCCGGUGCAGAGGGAGGUGCAGGGGGGGCCACCUCCGCCACCUCCUCGGGCUCUCAUCUCCUUAACAACCGCCAGCAUCAACCGCGUGCCGCCACCUCCUCCUCCUCCUCCACCAACAUCAGCAGCAGCGGCGCCGCCUCGCGCCCCUCCUCCUCCUCCUCACAGCAGGAGCCCGAACAGCAACAGCAGCACAGAGUUCUCAGAGAGCGGAAAAAGCAGCGCGGCGUCGGUCGGUGGAGGCGCAACCGGGGGAAUCUCGGUGGAGACCUGCGCCACUCUGAGCUGGCGCUGCUCGGAUCCGAGGAGGACAUCAUGAUAGAGGAGGAGGAGGCCGAGGAAGAGGAGGAGGAGUUGGUAGAAGGGGGAGAGGCAGCGGGGGGUGGCCGGGGGAGCAAGAGGUCGAGCUUUCUGUGCAACAUGGAUGAUGAGGAGGAGACGGUGUCUAUCACCGACAGGCGACCACAGUCCGGAUACGAGAACGUUUACAGCUACUGCGGCUGCUGCGAGCGGGUGGUCAUCAACGUGUCGGGGCUGAAGUUUGAAACUCAGCUCAAGACUCUCACUCAGUUCCCGGACACCCUGCUUGGAGACCCCGAUAAGCGGAUCAGGUACUUCGACCCGCUGAGGAACGAAUACUUCUUCGACAGGAACCGGCCGAGUUUUGACGCUAUUCUUUACUAUUACCAGUCAGGAGGGCGGUUAAAAAGACCCGCCAACGUCCCGUUUGACAUUUUCUCAGAGGAGGUAAAGUUUUAUGAACUCGGGGAGGAAGCAAUCCUGAAGUUUCGGGAGGAUGAAGGGUUUGUGAAAGAGGAGGAGAAACCUCUGCCUGAGGACGAGUUCAAGCGCCAGAUCUGGCUGCUUUUUGAGUACCCGGAGAGUUCCACUCCUGCCAGAGGGAUAGCGGUGGUCUCCGUCCUGGUUAUAGUCAUUUCAAUUGUCAUCUUCUGCUUAGAGACGCUGCCGGAAUUCAGGGAUGAAAAAGAGUACCUCCAGCCACGGCUGAACUCCUCUCAGCCCGACCACGGAUUUACGCCCUUCAACGACCCGUUUUUCAUCGUGGAGACGGUCUGCAUCAUCUGGUUCUCCUUUGAGAUUAUAGUUCGCUUCUUUGCGAGCCCCAGCAAACCCGCUUUCUUUAAAAACAUCAUGAACACCAUAGACAUCGUGUCCAUUUUGCCUUAUUUCAUAACCCUCGGCACGGAUCUGGCGCAGCAUCAGGGCAACGGGCAACAGGCGAUGAGCUUUGCCAUCCUGAGAAUAAUCCGCCUGGUCAGGGUGUUCCGCAUCUUCAAACUGUCCAGGCACUCCAAGGGGCUGCAGAUACUGGGGCAUACUCUGCGCGCCAGCAUGCGGGAGCUGGCUCUCCUCAUCUUCUUCCUGGUCAUAGGCGUCAUCCUCUUCUCCAGCGCGGUGUACUUCGCCGAGGCUGACGAGCCCACCUCACAGUUCACCAGCAUCCCGGAUGCUUUCUGGUGGGCCGUGGUUACCAUGACCACGGUGGGCUACGGCGACAUGAAGCCGAUCACAGUCGGUGGGAAGAUAGUGGGCUCCCUGUGCGCGAUCGCGGGCGUGUUGACCAUCGCGCUCCCGGUGCCCGUCAUAGUGUCCAACUUUAACUACUUUUACCACCGGGAGACCGACAACGAGGACCAGUCUCCUGUGGUGGAGAGCAUGCCGCCCGCCUGCCCGUAUUUCCCAGACUUUCUAAGGAAGUUCAAAGGCUCUCCUUCUGGCUCCUCGAUGGGUGACAAAGGGGAUUACAUGGAGAUGGAGGAGGGGGUGACGGAGUCGCUCUGCGGGCUGGACAAGAGCCCCAGUAAAGGAAACGGCACAGACAUAAGCAGGAAAAACAGUACAAACUCUAAAUCAAUUCAGACUGACGUGUGACUAAAGUUUUAUCCUAUUGUUUUCUAAAUAAGAACAACAUCAGAUUAAAGACACUUCCUGCCCAACAGCAGCUGAAUAACAUCCCCCCUCAAUAGGCCUAUGGGUUUUACGCACGCCUCUCAUAUGCACACAUUCACCCUCAUAGGGGAUCAAUUGGCAUGGAGAGUUUCUAUCUGCCUGAUAGACUCAGAAACAUCCGUUCAUUCAGUGUGGGCUUCCAAAUCUGACAUGGAAUCUGAAUUAGGCACCAGGCUAUGCAUUCGCACUUUAUGACUUUCAUCUGUCACAUUACAGGGGAUAGAGACGGUCGUUUGUUUUGCUGUUAUGCAAUAAAGUUUAAAUUUGUUUGCACUAUAAUGUAGAAUUUGCGCUGGGUUAGAGACAGUAACUGUAGGCCAUACAGAUGGCAACACUCUGCUCACCUGGAUACAGACUGUAUGAGUAGAGAAAAUUGGGAAACUAUUUCACACAGGCUGCCAGAGAAGAAAAAACAACUCUGAGCUAUUUUAUAUAAAAAGCCUAAGAGAGAAGGUUUUUAAUCAAUGUCCAUUUAAUAUACUCAAACAAAACUUAUCUACACAUUGAUGAGAUCAUAAAGCAGGCAUUAAAUGAACCAGGGCUAUAAUGAAAUAAGCUUUUCCAUAAGAGGCCAAAAAUAAAAAGACCCACCAUGAGAGCUAAGCACAGGAGUCAUCAUUGUUUAAAAUGGCUGGAGAAGUCACUCAGACCCAGGUUUUCUACGGAUCAUCCUAAAGCCUAGUCUAAAACAUGUUUUCAUUAAGAGCACCUCAAAAUGACAGUAUCCCUUUACAAAGAUGAAGACGGGAAGUUACGGCAUAAAAGACUCUGACGUGGAACUCUUUCAAAGGAGAGAUUAUGAGCAUCUUUCCCUCCUUUCUGCUGGACUCUGUGCACAAAAAGAUACAUAUAAUCUAUUUCUUUUUUUGCUCAAGAGGACUUUGAUUAUCUCAGAGCACAUAAGAUAAUCGGCAUGUGGAUGUCUUCCAAGUUUGGAGAAUGUGUGUUUUGGAAGACUGAGCCAACCCCCCCUCCAAACAAACUGCUGGAAAACAUGAAGACCUGCAUAAAAAUCUCUGCCAGUUACAGAGAGAGGGAAUAACCCCCACCUCUCUGGAGAAUCCAGACAACAAGCAAAACAUUGUGACCAGUCAACUUUAAGCCCUAUUGGACACAGGAAAAAAGAAAAAGCAACAACCGGACGGGACCUCGAACAAAUUCUGAGAAGCAGAGAAGAAAGCUGCUUUAAUUUAUCAGUAAACUAACCCUUAAAGGGUUGACACUGGACUUGGAAAAAAAGUAAGUCGUGGCCCAAAAUGAUUGCCUUAAUUACACUUAGAUAAAUGUAAGGAGUAAUGAUAAUAAGAUACUUAUAAAAGUUUAAAGAUGUUUUCUUUUCAUGUGAAAAAAAGUGUCUUGUAAGGAACAGAUGUGAAUAUUUUAAUAUGAUAGAAACGUUUGGUUGUAAUGUUAACAUUAUGUUCUAGCUGGGUCAGCUUUGUAGGAGUCUUUGGUUCCUAAAUGGUAUGUUGGCCCUCUGCUCUUAUGCAGCCAGUACUACAAAUGUUUUGUUUUUCAUUUUGGUUCAUAUUGUCAACAGAACAAGGCUGGCCUGAGUUGCUGGCAACAAAAAUGUUGAUUUAUACUGAUAACACAAGAAAAUCCUCGUUAAGAAGGCAUAUAAAGCUUGGGAGAGAAGGCAGCACACUAAAAUACUCCUGAAGAGUAUCUUCUUUCAUAAAGAAUCACUUACACUAAAGCAAAGAUGUCAGGAACAUAAACACCUGUCAUAAAUAUCUGCCACAUUCAGUUUUUAUCACAUGAAAUGGCAGAUUAAAGCUUUCACCUUCCAGGUUAUUGAGGAAAAAAAAAAAAGUACUUUUACUUUUGUUUUCUUUAUUUUCUCAGAUGCAAGUUUAGAGCUGACCAGCUGCUUUGCUGAUAUGUUUCACUCUGAAUUUUCUGUAUGCAAAAGUAACAUGAACAUGUGUUCUAUAUUUUUUUAAACCUAGCCUUGAUAAUUACAUAACCAAAGGUGAAACCCUGAAUUUAUUGUAUGUUGUGGACUUCUGAAAAAUGUUGUGAUAUAGAUGCACUCAGAAUGGGAGAGGGAUAAAGACAAUUGUAAAUAUCAGACGUUUAUACAUGUGUGUCCGAAGAUGUGUUGCAAGCAGAGUAAAUUUUUUCUUUAGUUUCUUUGACUGUUAUGACCAUCAACCAUGAGAAUCUGCUUGGUUUGUUAAAAAACAUGAUACAAUCACGUUCCUCAUUUGUUACUGAUGCUGCUCAAACAUUCUCCAUUGCUGU
Molecule: messenger RNA, 4501 nt
Organism: Cyprinodon tularosa
Lineage: Eukaryota; Metazoa; Chordata; Actinopteri; Cyprinodontiformes; Cyprinodontidae
Gene: kcna4
Product: potassium voltage-gated channel, shaker-related subfamily, member 4
Exons: 3
Coding region: 134-2176 (680 amino acids)
Biological process (GO): potassium ion transmembrane transport; protein homooligomerization
Cellular component (GO): voltage-gated potassium channel complex; membrane
Molecular function (GO): delayed rectifier potassium channel activity; protein binding; potassium ion binding
Source: RefSeq, a predicted model, not a curated record